Molecule: messenger RNA, 3739 nt
Organism: Scatophagus argus
Lineage: Eukaryota; Metazoa; Chordata; Actinopteri; Scatophagidae
Gene: rflna
Product: refilin A
Exons: 4
Coding region: 406-1068 (220 amino acids)
Biological process (GO): actin filament bundle organization; skeletal system morphogenesis; negative regulation of chondrocyte development
Cellular component (GO): actin filament bundle
Molecular function (GO): filamin binding
Source: RefSeq, a predicted model, not a curated record
CACACACACACACACACAGCACAGCACAGCACAGCACGGCUCAGCAGGCAAAGCAGAGCAGAGCAGCUCUCAUCCAGAUCGGUGCCAGACGCGCGGUCGACUUUUGCUUUUGCGCGAGGUUUACUUCGCUUUUAUUUAGUUUUUCAAAUUUAGACCGAUUGGGUUCACGCUAGUUACACUUUGGUUUCGAGUUUGAAGGUGCUUUUUCUAAAAAAGAAAAAGAAAAAAGUUUAUUGCUUUUCUCUCGCGCAUUUGGAAUAUCUUUAACGGUGGACACUUCACGGCGCGCAGGAGUCACCCAGAGAAAAGUUCGCCCGGGAUCGUUUCCUUUCGACGCAGGAGCGCGCAGGCGGCAGCUCGGAGGAGAGAACUUGUCAGUGUUUUUUGAUUUGAGUGGUCCCAGAAAUGGUGGGGCACCUACAUUUGCAAGCGAUGGAUGACAGCCUGAAAGGAAAGAACCGAGAGGGGCUGCUCGACAGUCCGGACUCGGGCUUACCCCCCAGUCCCAGCCCGCCCUUCUGCUCGCUCUCUCCGGGUCUGAUCGAGUCGCGCUCCGGCAGCUGCACGACGCCCGUCGAAAGCCAUCAUGGAUAUUACAAGAAGGAAAGCAGAGAAGGCAAACUGCUGCCCUACCUGCUGCUGAACUCCACAGGAACAGACCCAAAGACCCGCAUGUACCCCGUGUUCUUUGGAGAAAGCAUUGAGGUCAACCCCAAACCAGAGCAGGAAAUCAAGUGCAACUCAGAGGUCAAGUACGACUCCGACAAGCAUUACCGAGACCAGGUGUACUGCGCCCCCGUUCCUACGGCCACCUCCUUCAGUGAGACAGUGGUGGCAGUGCAGAACUGCACUUGGAGGAGCUACAAGUCCCAGGUGUACCUAGAGCCGCGACAGAAGCCCAUCAGCUACCAGAGCACCACCAUCAUUUACCCGAAACACGCCAAGAACACUUACCGCACCACGCUCAACUACAAUGCCACAGGCUCCCGCCGCUGGUUUGUCUCCACGGUGCAGCUGGAGUCCAGUGAGGACACUAGUCCCUGUAUCAUCUACACAGAGGACCUGUAGGGCUCAGACUGGGCCAGCACGGACAGGGAGAGGGCUACUUCGUGAUCUUCUUAUUUUGUUCUGGACGACAACAAACUUGGGAAAGGGAAAUACUUCAAGUAGUACCUGGAGCCCCUAAAACCCUGUCCUGUUCAUCUUUACUCCAUGGAGGAAACUCUGGGAAGCCGUCAGUGAUACGUUCCCUGAGUGUAUUCUAGACUUUCUACUGAUGCAGUCUUUAAAAGGGAGUUCUGGCAGCUUAAAGCUGCACUUCAAGGGUUGAUGUCUUAUUUAAUACACAAGCUGACAAAUUGGUGGCCUUUGCUCUCCUUCAGGUUGGAUCGUAAACUGAGUGAAGGUAACAGAUGUCCGUGUACGUAGAGAAAAGUCGAGUCACGCGUCGUGGAUUUCAGCCGAGCCUACGCAAACCCAGUCACACCAAUGCAAAGCUUUCUAAUAUGGCUUGAUUGCACUUGUUUUCUAUAUAUCACAGUUCUCUGUGUGGAUUUUAGGGGGGGAUUUCAGUGUUGCAUGUGAAAAAUUGGACCAAAGAUAGACAAUCUCUUUGUAUUAACAUGCUUUUGUUUUUCAGUUUUCAGUUCAAACAGAGGAUUGUUUUCUUCAAUCAAGCAUUUUAACUAGACUAACCAACACAUUGCUACGUGCCGUUUAUUCUCUAGAUUUAAUCCUGAAGUCUAACCCAAAGAAGACAGCACAAUAACAGAGAAUAUCUGAAAAGGGCAGACAGUUGAACACUUUGGUUAAGGUAAUGUAGUCAACAGGGCUACAUUAAUGAAGUUUGGACAAAACAUCCUCAAUUAUGAUUCAUUAAGAGUUAACACUUAGGAACUCUGAUGUGCUUCAUCAGGACUGUGUGGGUGUAGGACCACAUCAUCUGUAAAGGAACGUGUUUGUUCUCAAAGCCUUAAAUGGUGGCAAUCAACGUGCGGUUUGCUCGAUUCAGUCAGUUUGUCUUGAACCUCUUUGGUGCCAGAUGACAAGAAAAUGGACAAUCUGGGGAAGGUAUUUGGUAGUUGGUCACAGCCGUUGGUACUGGGAAAAGCGUACCAGUGUGGCUCUCAGUCAUCUACUUCUCCAUGAGAGUCAGAAAGAAAUGAGAACUGUUCCCAACCGCGGUUAUCUGCUCGGUUUAAUGCGGCGAGCAGUUGACUUCACGCUGUUUCAAUGUCCUGUUGAGAUACUGUUCUGAACAGGGAGGCACCAGCUAUUCGUAAAAACAUCACCAAGUUUGUGCAUGAAACGACCUGUCAAGUUUCGAAUUAGUGAUUUUUCAUGUUGCACCACUGAAAUGUGAGGAACAUCGUGAUGUAUAAAUUAGCUGCUAGCAAACAUCCUCAGCUCUGAUCCGAAAGUCAACAAUGCAGGCCUAAACGUGAAGUCGCUGGAGUAUCAAAACUUGGAAAAUAACUUACAGAAAUUUUAGGGUAUAAACGAUAUAUUGAACUUAACCCUGUAAUACAUGUAGGCAGGUUAUAAUUUUAGCUUUUAUUUAACAUAACAGCAUGCAAUUGGAAAUAUGUGUUUUUUGAUGUUAGUAUUCAUGCAACAUCCAGUCAUGCUAACCUAGCUAACUUUAUUUAGUUAUUAAAUAAUAGCAGUUCUGACAUUAGCAUAACAUUUCACAUGUGUGUUACACUAGUGAACUUUAAUUUAAAAUCUCAGUGUCAGGUCAGAUCUUUCAACCAUAUAACCUCUCUUACUCCUCACUCCAAACGUUUUGUGUUAGCUAAGCUAACGUUAGCUUUGUCAGUUGGUUCAGCUUCCUACGCAGCGUUUACACGUGGCGGUCACAGAGCUUACAGAUUUAAAAACUACCAACCUCCACAUGAGAACCAGUCUGUAUGCAAGCCCUUUUAAUCUGAGGAUGCCUAAAUAUCCACCUAACAAACGCUAAACAAACUGAGGAGGCCUACGAAUAGCUGGUGCUGUUUCACAUUGUUUUCAGAGAUCAACAAGUUGUCAUACUGGGCAUUUCUGUCAUCCAACAUCGGAUUCCCCUGUUGAAGAUGUAAACUAACGUGUAAGAUAAGUAGACUAGAGAGCGAGCGAGCGAUAUCGAAACUUCAGACUUUACCUCAAAAUUUUAGGUAUCAGUUUUGUUUCAUUGCAGAUGUGUAGUCCCCACUUCCAGUUCCGGUCUUGAGCUUGUGGUCAUGUUAUUUUUAUAGUCUGAAAUACCCUCCAGCUUUAAGUGUGCAAAGCUGAGGUGGUGCAUCAGAACUGUGACGUGGGUGCUGGGUUUUAAUGAGGGCACAGAAAGUGGCAAAAGCGAAGAGAAAAGUCAGAUCUGCUCCUUCAGAAGAAAAAUUACAGAAAAGAUGAGGAAAUUGUUCUGAAGAUGGAUUUUUAUAUAAAACGGUGAAGCUCCUGGCAGGUGAUGAGAUGAUAAGUUUUGUUAUGUGUUGAUGGUCUGUGAAAUGUCAGAGAAUGAUGAGAGAAAGUUGGCGGGUGUCAAGUUUGGUGGAUUUAUGCGAGACAAAUUUUUGUGUUUCCUAACACUUGAUUUUGUUACUGUAAAAUAUUUUCCUGUUGUAUAUGUGGCAUCGAGGCACUUCAUAAUUCUUUAUAUUUUUGUACGUCAAUCAGUGUUCCUGUUCUGAUCAAAGGAAAUAAUUUAAAAAGAUGUACGUCUAUCCUAAGUGAAUAAAAAAGAAGCAAUUCCCGAACCUGA